Budorcas taxicolor (takin) is the source of this 6454-nucleotide messenger RNA. RefSeq names its product signal induced proliferation associated 1 like 2 (gene SIPA1L2). Gene Ontology annotation, biological process: regulation of small GTPase mediated signal transduction; activation of GTPase activity. The record is from RefSeq and is a predicted model, not a curated record. Lineage: Eukaryota; Metazoa; Chordata; Mammalia; Artiodactyla; Bovidae. Gene Ontology annotation, cellular component: cytoplasm. Gene Ontology annotation, molecular function: protein binding; GTPase activator activity. The transcript has 22 exons. The coding region runs from base 274 to 5478 and encodes 1734 amino acids.
GAAUGGAGCAGGCUCGCAACUCUCUGUGCAAUAGGUGAAGGAAACACUCCUGGCCAGUUGUCUUAAGGGAUGCUGUUGGAAAGGACGGAGGUGUACAAAAUUAUCACAGACUGAGAAGCAAGUUGGUUUUGGGGGAACCAUACUCUAAGGAUGUUGUUUGCUUUUGGUUAACAAGAGGAAAUACAACUCUAGAAGAAGCCUUUGUAAAUAACAAUGUAAUUAGAUUUACAGCAGUCUUUCUGGUGAGACUUGGAGCUCCUUGCCUUGGCAGACAUGAGUGACCCCAGACAGUCACAAGAAGAAAAGCACAAGCUUGGCAGAGCCUCUUCGAAGUUCAAGGAUCCUCCCAGAAUCAUGCAGUCAGAUGAUUAUUUUGCUCGAAAAUUUAAAGCCAUCAAUGGCAACAUGGGACCCACCACUUCUUUAACUGCCUCCAGUUCCAAUGAGGGUAGUGGUCCAGCUAAUGGUACCCCGGCCGUGCCCAAGAUGGGUGUGAGAGCAAGGGUGUCUGAGUGGCCUCCUAAAAAGGACUGCUCCAAGGAGCUGACCUGCAAGACCUUGUGGGAAAGCCGGUCCCAGACCAGCUAUGAAAGUGUCGCAUCCAUUAUACACAAUGGGCAAAAUGAUGGGAGCGAUGGCCAACAGGAGGAGCCGCUCGAUCUGGACUUCGUGGAGGCAAAGUAUCCCAUCGGGGACAUCUUUGUGCACUCCCCGCAAAGAGGACUGCACCCCAUAAGACAGAGAAGCAAUAGUGAUGUUACCAUCAGCGACAUCGACGCGGAAGACGUCUUAGACCAAAAUGCAGUGAACCCCAAUACAGGGGCUGCCCUGCACAGGGAGUACGGAAGCACAUCGUCCAUCGACCGGCAGGGCUUGUCGGGGGAGAACUUUUUUGCUAUGCUUCGAGGGUAUCGGCUGGAGAACUGUGACCACAAGGCCACGGCCCCUUUCGGGUUCCCCGAGUUCUUCCCCUGCGACCCAGCAAUCUCCCCCAGCCUUCACGCCGCAGCACAGAUUUCUAGAGGCGAGUUCGUACGCAUCUCAGGAUUAGACUAUAUGGACAGCGCCCUCCUCCUGGGGAGAGACAGGGACAAGCCUUUCAAACGGAGGUUGAAGUCAGAGUCGGUGGAAACGUCCCUCUUCCGCAAGCUGCGGGCCGUGAAAAGCGAACAUGAGGCGUUCAAGUUCACCUGCGAGCUGGAAGAUGGGCGUCUUGAGAGGGGGGUCCGCCCUUGGAACUGCCAGCGCUGUUUUGCACACUAUGAUGUCCAGAGCAUCUUGUUCAAUAUCAACGAGGCCAUGGCCACGAGGGCGAACGUGGGCAAGAGGAAAAACAUCACCACCGGGGCCUCGGCGGCAUCCCAAACUCAGAUGCCAGCUGGCCCGCCGGGCAGCUGCGACUCCCCGCUGGGGAGCAAGGAGGACCUCAACUCCAAAGAGAACCUCGAUGCCGAUGAGGGUGAUGGCAAGAGUAACGACCUGGUCCUCAGCUGCCCUUACUUCCGGAAUGAGACAGGCGGGGAAGGCGACCGGAGGAUCGCCCUGUCCAGGGCCAACUCGUCGUCCUUCAGUUCUGGGGAGAGCUGUUCCUUCGAGUCUUCGCUCAGCUCUCACUGUACCAACGCAGGCGUCUCAGUCCUGGAGGUGCCCAGGGAGAACCAGCCCAUCCACAGGGAGAAGGUGAAGCGCUAUGUCAUUGAGCACAUCGACCUGGGGGCCUACUACUACCGCAAGUUCUUCUAUGGCAAAGAGCAUCAGAACUACUUUGGAAUCGAUGAGAGCCUCGGCCCUGUGGCAGUCAGUGUCCGGAGGGAGAAGGUGGAAGACCCCAAGGAGAAGGAAGGGCCCCAGUUCAACUACCGAGUGGUUUUCAGGACAAGUGAGCUGACGACGCUGAGAGGAGCAAUUUUGGAAGAUGCCAUACCCUCUACCGCCAGGCAUGGGACUGCACGUGGGCUCCCGCUCAAAGAAGUUCUGGAAUACGUCAUUCCUGAGCUCAGCAUCCAGUGCCUGAGGCAAGCCUCCAGCUCACCCAAGGUCUCAGAGCAACUGCUCAAGCUCGAUGAGCAAGGGCUGAGCUUUCAGCACAAGAUCGGGAUUCUGUACUGCAAAGCUGGCCAGAGUACCGAAGAGGAAAUGUAUAACAACGAGACGGCAGGUCCAGCUUUUGAAGAAUUCCUUGAUCUGCUGGGCCAGAGAGUGCGGCUGAAAGGAUUUAGUAAAUAUCGAGCUCAGCUGGACAAUAAAACUGAUUCUACAGGAACGCACUCCCUGUACACGACGUACAAAGACUACGAGCUCAUGUUCCACGUGUGCACCAUGCUCCCCCACACACCGAACAACCGGCAGCAGCUCCUGAGGAAAAGGCAUAUAGGAAAUGACAUCGUGACCAUUGUCUUCCAAGAGCCUGGAGCACUUCCUUUUACUCCAAAAAGCAUCCGGUCCCACUUUCAACACGUCUUCGUCAUCGUCAAAGUGCAUAAUCCAUGUACGGAAAACGUGUGCUACAGCGUUGGAGUUUCUAGGUCGAAGGAUGUGCCACCAUUUGGCCCACCAAUUCCCAAAGGUGUCACUUUCCCCAAGUCGGCAGUAUUUCGGGACUUCCUUUUAGCGAAAGUCAUCAACGCAGAAAACGCAGCCCACAAAUCGGAGAAGUUUCGAGCGAUGGCCACUCGGACGAGGCAGGAGUACUUGAAGGACCUGGCGGAGAACUUUGUCACAACUGCCACCGUGGAUACCUCCGCGAAAUUCAGCUUCAUCACUCUGGGCGCCAAGAAGAAGGAGAAGGUGAAGCCCAGGAAGGAUGCCCACCUGUUCAGUGUGGGGGCCAUCAUGUGGCACGUCGUGGCGAGAGACUUUGGCCAGUCUGCGGACAUCGAGUGUCUCCUUGGGGUUUCCAAUGAGUUCAUAAUGCUGAUCGAGAAGGAUUCCAAGAACGUGGUCUUUAACUGUUCCUGCAGGGAUGUCAUUGGGUGGACAUCUGGGUUAAUGAGUAUCAAGGUGUUUUAUGAACGAGGAGAAUGCAUCCUUCUGUCCUCAGUGGACAGCUGUGCUGAAGACAUCAGGGAGAUUGUCCAGCGCCUGGGCAUUGUGACGAGAGGCUGCGAGACAGUGGAAAUGACCCUGAGGAGGAACGGGCUGGGCCAGCUGGGCUUCCAUGUGAACUUCGAGGGAAUUGUGGCAGACGUGGAACCUUUCGGUUUUGCGUGGAAGGCCGGCCUUCGCCAGGGUAGCCGCCUCGUGGAGAUCUGCAAGGUGGCCGUGGCCACGCUGACCCAUGAGCAGAUGAUCGACCUUCUCCGGACCUCGGUGACUGUGAAGGUGGUCAUCAUCCAGCCCCACGAUGACGGCUCACCUCGGAGAGGGUGUUCGGAGCUCUGCCGGAUCCCCAUGGUGGAGUACAAGCUCGACAGCGAGGGAGCCCCCUGUGAAUACAAGACCCCUUUCCGGAGGAACACCACAUGGCACCGCGUGCCCACGCCCGCCCUGCAGCCCCUGCCCAGGGUCUCCCCGGUGCCCAGCACACCCGACCGGCUGCAGUGCCAGCCCCUGCUCCCGCAGAGCCAGGCCGCCAUCCCCCGCAGCACCUCCUUUGACCGAAAGCUGCCCGAUGGUACCAGAAGUUCGCCCAGCAAUCAGUCAUCGUCCAGCGACCCCGGACCAGGCAGCAGCGGACCCUGGAGACCACAAGUUGGAUACGACGGGUGCCAGUCUCCCCUGCUGCUGGAGCACCAGGGCUCCGGCCCCUUGGAAUGUGACGGGGCCAGGGAGCGGGAGGACACCACGGAAGGGAGCAGACACGCCGAAACCAAAUGGCAUGGCCCGCCUUCCAAAGUCCUGAGCUCCUAUAAGGAAAGAGGCCUGCAGAAGGAUGGAGGUUGCAAGGAUUCUCCCAAUAAGCUUUCUCACAUCGGAGAUAAAAGCUGCUCCAGCCACUCCAGCAGCAACACGCUCUCCAGCAACACCUCCAGCAACAGCGACGACAAGCACUUUGGGUCUGGGGACCUCAUGGAUCCCGAGUUGCUGGGGCUGACGUACAUCAAGGGGGCCUCCACGGACAGUGGCAUUGACACGGCCCCGUGCAUGCCCGCUGCAGUCCUGGGCCCUGUGCACCUGGCAGGCAGCCGGUCCCUGAUCCACGGGCGGGCAGAGCACUGGGCCGACUCCGACAUCCCGGGGCCCGACGACGAGCAGGCCAGGAUGUACGCGGCCCAUGGCUAUGCGCCUGGCAUCUCCACCAGUGGGGCUGCCGACGGCAGCCUGGGCGACCUCAGCGAGAUUUCGUCCCACUCCAGCGGCUCACACCAUUCAGGAAGCCCCUCGGCUCACUGUUCGAAAAGUAGCGGGUCUCUGGAUACCUCCAAAGUCUACAUCGUGUCUCAGGGCAGUGGUCAACAGGCCCCAGGGUCCAUGUCCAAGCCCUACCACAGGCAGGGGGCAGUGAACAAAUAUAUCAUCGGCUGGAAGAAAUCGGAAGACAGCCCGCCACCUGAGGAGCCUGAAGUGGCUGAGUGUCAGGGGCUGUAUGGUGAGAUGGACCUGCUGUCCUCGGCAGCUCAGCAGCAAGCAGUAGUGGGAGAUGCUGUCUCAGAAACUCAGCACGUGCUCUCGAAAGAAGACUUUCUGAAAUUGAUGCUUCCCGACAGCCCCUCGGUGGAGGAGGGGAGGAGGAAGUUCUCGUUCUAUGGGAACCUGUCUCCACGGCGCUCACUGUACCGCACCCUCUCGGACGAAAGCAUCUGCAGCCAUCGCAGGGGCUCUUCCUUUGGCAGCUCCCGCAGUUCCAUCCUUGACCAGGCACUGCCCAACGAUAUCCUGUUCAGCACCACCCCGCCCUACCACAGCACCCUGCCACCCCGGACCCAGCCUGUGCCCAGUGUGGGGAGCCUACGCAGUGAGUGCCCGGGGCGGACAGCGCUGGCCUCACGGGCUCUCUGGGAUGAGUUCUGGUUCUCCGAUGGGUCCUUAUCGGAUAAAUCCAAGUGCGCAGAUCCUGGCCUGAUGCCCCUCCCAGACACGGCCACAGGGUUAGAUUGGACCCACCUCGUGGAUGCUGCCCGGGCAUUUGAAGGUCUUGACUCAGAUGAAGAACUUGGGCUGCUGUGUCAUCACACAUCCUAUCUAGACCAGAGAGUGGCAUCCUUCUGUACCCUGACAGACAUGCACCCUGAGCAGGACCUGGAAGGGGCCCAGGAGCUGCCUUUAUGUGUCGAUCCUGGCAGCAGCAAAGAUUUCAUGGACCCAGCUGGGGAGCGGUCUCCAUCCACACUGACUGGGAAAGUCAACCAGCUGGAGUUGAUUCUUCGGCAGCUGCAGACGGACCUUCGGAAGGAGAAGCAGGACAAGGCAGCGCUGCAGGCGGAGGUGCAGCACCUGCGGCAGGACAACCUGCGGCUGCAGGAGGAGUCGCAGACAGCUGCGGCCCAGCUGCGCAAGUUCACAGAGUGGUUCUUCAACACCAUCGACAAGAAGCCGUAACCAGGCCACCGCCCAACCGGGGACCCCGGGGAAGCCUGGAGUCCCUUCAUAGUCGCCAACAUGUGGUUUCUUGCUGUGCUUCUGGCCCAUCGUAGCUGUGUUUGCUGUCCCGCUCUGUCUAGCACCAUGCCCCCAGCAGGACAGGGAGCCACCGUGUGACCGCAGAGAGCAACACCCGUGAAGAUGAAUGUAACGCUGGUGUCAGUGUGGACCUUUCAGGCUCUGCUGAAAUGGAGCUCUGUGUGGGCUUACCUCACAAGGGACGAUGGUUGGGCUUUAUGUAUCAGGUGACCCGGUAGAGAUGUUAAAGCAGUUUACCAUAGUUUGGGCUUUAGAAUUGUAAAAUAAACAUGAGAACAAAUAAUCAGACAUAUACUUUAAUGUUAAAGGUGCUCUAUUUUUUUGGAUGUACAGUAGUUUUAUUUCCACAGCCACAUUAUCAUAGCAAUAAGAAAGAAGCAGAUGAAAUAGUUGGAAAAGCCGUGUCGGGGCAGGGGGGACAGAAAAAGCACUGAUGUGUCUAACACAAGUUCAAAUGCAGUUCCUUUAGAGACUUAUUUAUUUGCAGGAGCAAACGGUGCCUGAAUAUUAACAGUGUUCUGAUUAAAAAAAGAUUCAUAUGCCUUGUAAAUGGCUCACUGAGUAGUCACUUCAACUCUUAGUUCACUUUUGUAUAGUUAACGCUCUGUUGAAAAAAAGCGUCAAUCUGCUUACUUACGAGAGCCCUCCUGUGUGCCAUGAGCCAGCAGAAUCACUUGUACAAUGCCAAAUUUGUUUAUCUUUGUACAGAAGCUUUGAUGAAGUGUCUUGUAUUUAACACCCUUAUUUAAGCUUAUUUAACCUUAAACUGUUAAUUUUAUAAACUUUGGUUUCACCUGCACUAUGAUGGAGGGCGGUGUAGGUGGCAGAGGGCUCAGAUGAGGCUGAGCUUGCCAGAGCAGAGUGAGGAGCAGGGCCGGACCUUCUAACAACUGGA